UUAUAUUGCUCAUUGCUCAAUGGGCUGACUGCGCUCCGGACUGCUGAGUGGCUGACAGCGCGUGGCGCGUGUGACCUCGGCUACGCUGCGUGUCACAUGAGGUCACGAUCAACUGCGCCCGAGGGCAGGACCGGUAUAUAGAGGCGGGCUGGAACGGUGGAGGUACAGUCAACAGUGACCGGUCAAACCGACAACUCCUCGGAUCACAAACAUGAAGUGCGUUGCCCUCCUCGCUCUGUGCGUGGCCGCUGCCGCUGCCGACGGCUAUGGAGGCGCCCAGAGCCACGCCUCCGUUGAGACGUACAAUGCCUGGGGCAGCAGCAAGUACGGUGUCAAGAACGUGCACCCUAAAUAUGUGGCCGGCCACGGCGGCGGCUACGGCAAGGGCGGCUACGGCAAGGGCGGCUACGGCAAGUUCGUCGGCGGCCACGCCCAGAUCUACGCCCAGGCCAAGGGCACGGCCGGCUCCGGCUACGGCGGUGGGCACGGCGGCUACGGCAAGGGCGGACACGGCGGAUACGGCGGUGGACACGGCGGAUACGGCGGUGGAUACUCGUACAAGUACAGCGCCGAUGUGGGUCACGGCGGAUCCGGAUACGGUCACUGAGCUGAGAAAGGUCUGGCGCUGAGCGCUGGCGCAGCUUUCUGUCUUUCAGGUGAUGACGUGUGGGACUUGAUACACUGCGUGUGUACAAUACAUAUGCAUUGACUACAAUGAUUUUC
This is a messenger RNA of Amphibalanus amphitrite, 723 nucleotides long. Its product is annotated as glycine-rich cell wall structural protein-like. The coding region runs from base 212 to 607 and encodes 131 amino acids. The transcript is spliced from 5 exons. The record is from RefSeq and is a predicted model, not a curated record. NCBI's taxonomy places the organism in Eukaryota, Metazoa, Arthropoda, Thecostraca, Balanomorpha, Balanidae.